This is a messenger RNA of Megalops cyprinoides (Indo-Pacific tarpon), 768 nucleotides long. RefSeq names its product hepatocyte cell adhesion molecule-like. The coding region runs from base 1 to 768 and encodes 255 amino acids. NCBI's taxonomy places the organism in Eukaryota, Metazoa, Chordata, Actinopteri, Elopiformes, Megalopidae. The record is from RefSeq and is a predicted model, not a curated record. The transcript has 4 exons.
AUGAUUAACAUCAAACAUGAACUUCGUUUUAUUCUGUUCGUCCUCUUCUGUGAUCUGCUAAAUGCUGUACAGACUGAAGUGAGGACAGUGAGAAAGAGAGAGGGAGAAACUGUCACUUUCCACCCUAACAUGACAGAACUACAGAAUGAUUAUCAAAUACUGUGGUCAUUUGGCCAGGUCCCUCCCUUCACAGUAAUAGCUCAACUCCUUGGAAGAGAGAUUAAAAUAAACUACCGUGAGAGAUUUAAUGACAGACUGCAGCUGGACAGACAGACUGGAUCUCUUUCCAUCAGAAACCUCAGCACCAAAGACUCUGGAGUUUACCAGCUACAGACCAUCAAUGGAUUAAUAUUUUUUCAGAAGUUUAAUUUAAGUGUCUAUUCUCCAGUCUCUAAACCUGUCAUUAGAAAAACUCCUCAGAGUCACUCGGUCAGUAAGAGCUGCUCAGUGCUGUGCUCUGUAGAGAAUGGGAGAGAGGUCACCCUUUCCUGGCAGAGAGAGGGGGAGACACUGUCCCACACCAGCAGCCCUGAUCUCAACACCCCCCUGUCUCUCCCUCUGGAGAUAGAAGAAUACAGCUCCACCUACAGCUGUGUGGCUGAUAACCCAGUCAGCAACCAGAGUCUGCAGCUCAAUACUGAGGAGCUCUGUUCUGGACACAACCUCCUCUUCAGCUACACACCUCUAACUCUGAUCACAUCCUCCACAGAUCACAAGAGAAUGAACAGCACUGAUACACUACAGUUCACUAGUGUUCAAUGGUCAUAA